Messenger RNA from Mauremys mutica (yellowpond turtle), 3248 nucleotides. It is a transcript of the gene ZMYND10, whose product is annotated as zinc finger MYND-type containing 10. Gene Ontology annotation, cellular component: centriolar satellite; cytoplasm. The record is from RefSeq and is a predicted model, not a curated record. NCBI's taxonomy places the organism in Eukaryota, Metazoa, Chordata, Testudines, Geoemydidae. Bases 218 to 1456 code for a protein of 412 amino acids. The transcript has 11 exons. Gene Ontology annotation, biological process: outer dynein arm assembly; motile cilium assembly; inner dynein arm assembly.
AUGGCGCUGCUACUGCAGAGGGCCCUUUGCUCUCCGCUCCCCUCGCCCUGCCCCGUGCCUGCGGGCGGGGGAGACAGACCGUUGGGCUCACAGCCGGGCCCGAGCCCGGCGCUCCUAAUGGGGCGGGUGGGGUUGCCGGGCGCGCGCAGGCCCCGGCUCUCGCGGCCGCUUUCCAACCGCCCGCCCCCGUCGGUCUCCAUGGUGACGGCCUGGGGCCAUGGCGGAGGUGGCCGCGGUGCUGCUGCCGGGGGAGGCCGAGGCCCUGGUGCAGGCGCUGCGGAGCGGCCCGCUGCGGAACACCGGGGACCACGGAUGGCUCCGGCAGCACGAGGCCAUCGAGAAGCUGAACAUGCAGGCCAUUCUGAGCGCCUCUGCCGGCCAGGAACAGCUCCUCAUCGAGCUGCUGGUGAACUAUGCCAAGAUCCCUACUCUCAUCGAGGAAUUGAUCUCUGUGGAGAUCUGGAAGCACAAGGUGUUCCCUGUGCUGUGCCAGCUGGAGGAUUUCAAGCCAAAAAGCACCUUUCCCAUCUACUUGGUGCUGCACCAUGAAGCUUCUAUUGUCAACCUCCUGGAGACAGUGUUUUUUCACAAGGAGAUCUGCGAAUCAGCUGAGGACACCAUUCUGGACUUGAUCGAUUAUAGCUACCGGAAACUGACCCUGCUAGCAGCUUGGAGCACCAACAGGGAGUUUCCAACCCACGAAAAGCUUCUGCCUGAGGAUCUGACCAAUGCAUCAUCAAUGCAGGAACUACAGAAGCAGGCAGAGAUGAUGGAGUUUAAGAUCUCCCUGAGGGCUCUUUCUGUGCUCCGUUUCAUCACUGAUCAGGUAGACAGUUUGCCACUGAGUGCCCUGACACGGAUGCUGAACACUCAUAACGUGCCCUGCCUCCUGGUAGAGCUCCUAGAGCAUUGUCCAUGGAGCCACCGUGAAGCAGGCAAGCUAAAGAAGUUUGAGAAUGGAGUGUGGCAUGUGGUGCCCCCUGAAGACCAUGUGAAGAUGACCAAGCUGGAUGGGCAGGUGUGGAUUGCCCUCUAUAACCUCCUCCUGAGCCCAGAAUGCCAGAGGAAAUACAACUUGGACGGUUUCAACAAGAGCCAGCUCCUAAAGGUUCCUGUCAUCAGGGACCGCAUUGUCAGAGAGAAUUCUGGGAAGUGGCAGGCGAUCGCCAAGCACCAGGUGAAGCACAUGUUCAGCCCCUCAGAGGACGAGUUGAAAGAUCUGGCAUGCCGGUGGGCACGGACAUACAACCUGGAUGUGAUGGAGGCUCUCGUCCCAGAGAAACCCAAGUGUGGGCUGUGCGGCUUUGAGGCAACAAAGCGCUGCUCUCGAUGCCAGAAUGAGUGGUACUGCAAACGGGAGUGCCAGGUGCAGCACUGGCAGAAGCACAAGAAAGCUUGCAACCUGAUGGCUGAUGCCUUGAAGAAAAUAAAAGAGGACCUGAAAGUGCAGCCGUAAUGCAGAGCCAGAGCUUUCCAAAGAGGGACUUCUCCUCCCAGGCAUUCCAGCAAUCCAAGAGCAAAGGGUCGCCAGUUAGAACUAGAGACAGACAACCCCUUGUUCAUCUAACCUGGGCCCAGUGCACCACUGGUGCCUGCCUCCUGUGUAACUGUACAUGCUGUGGUAAUGCAUGGGCUGCUCCAGAUCCCAGCCUUGCAGCCACGGACAGGGAUCAGGGAUCAUGCUCAGCUCAGUGGGAGACAGCAGCCACUGGCCAGCACAACUGCUGAGAUUGGGAGCCUUGGUUCUCUCAUACCCCAUUCUGUCUCCUAGUUUCUAAACACUUCCUUGCUUGAGAACAGGCUUAUCCUGACCUCGGGGACUCAUUUAUGCUAAGCAGCUUUCUCCGUGCUGCCACCCAUGACACAGAAGCAGCUUGUGUUACUGGGCAUCCUGCCUGAAGCAGGCGCCACCUGCCGUCAUGCAGCAUGGCAGUGAGUGCAGAUCUCGCCACAGUGCGGCAGAGCACAAUGGCGGCUGACAAGUUUGGAACUAACCACUGACUGCUGCUCUCACUACCUGCUGCUGGGACUGUACCAUGGGCCUUAAGGAAAAUAUAUUUUCUGCUCCCAGGGCUCAGAGGCCAGCAAUAGCCGCACUGGGCUCAGACCCUCUUCUGCUGUGACUCCCCCCUCCCCCCCUUACAAUUUGUUCUCCAGUAAAUGGGUUGAACCACUAACCAUCUUGUUCUCAUUCAUCUCCAUUCUGUAACAGUCUGCAGCAGCCACCUUAGAGAUGACAAAACCACUUCCUCACUUAUUUCCUGCAUCAUCCUACUGGGGAGGAUUUUAUAAACCCCAUCUCUGCCAAUAAUGAGUUUAUAAGGUCUCUGUUGAUGCUCAGAUGCCAGUCAGGGCCAUACAGGCUGGGAGGGAAUUGCCCAGAAGGUGACAUCUUCUGUACCUUCCUUAUCUAGGUGCUCAGUUCUAUAACAUCCUUGCAUGGGCCUUGCCGUGUAGGCUGGGGGAGGGGCAGGGAAAAGGAUGUGGUUAGGACAAAUACUUCAAUUUUCGGAGGCUCAUUGUUUCACGGUUUAGAGCAUAAUGCGGUGUCUUGGUGGCUACCGAGGGACUUGCCUCCUGCUCUGGGGUUUUCUCUUUUCUCUGCAGUGUAGUGAGAAACGAAAUUAAUAAUCAGCUCCAUCCAGAAAGCAGCACGAGUCAUUCUUGUGUCAGCCCUGGUCAUCCAAAGUCGUGUUCUGGUCAGAAUGCCAAGGAUCAGUCCCCAUGCAGCUCGUCUCCAGUCAUGUUGAUAUUGAUCUUCCCCAUGUUUGAUAUUGAUCUCCCCCCCCAUGCUGAACACCCUGUAGCUAAGUUCAUCAGUAACUUCCCUAGUUGUUUGGGUCAUGCUAUGAGGUGUGCUGGCUCCCCCAGUGUUAGGUAAUAAUUGGAGAUAUACCAAUCGCCUAGAACUGGAAGGGACCUCGAAAGGUCAUCAAGUCCAGCCCCCUGCCUUCACUAGCAGGACCAAUUUUUGCCCCAGAUCCCUCAGUGGCCUCCUCAAGGAUUGAACUCACAACCCUGGGUUUAGCAGGCCAAUGCUCAAACCACUGAGCUAUCCCUCCCCCCGGUUAGCCUCCAGUGAGCCUGAAUCCUGCCAGCUCAAUCCUGUUAAUGACCAUGUCUGUGAAUGCAGCAUAGUUGUAGCUGUGUUGGUCCCAGGCUAUGAGAGAGACAAGGUGGAUGAGGUAGUAUCUUUUAUUGAACCCACUUCUGUUGGUGAGAGAGACAAGCUUUUGAGUUACGCAGUG